Messenger RNA from Dicentrarchus labrax (European seabass), 1699 nucleotides. It is a transcript of the gene alg5, whose product is annotated as ALG5 dolichyl-phosphate beta-glucosyltransferase. The transcript has 10 exons. Gene Ontology annotation, cellular component: endoplasmic reticulum membrane. Lineage: Eukaryota; Metazoa; Chordata; Actinopteri; Moronidae. The record is from RefSeq and is a predicted model, not a curated record. The coding region runs from base 222 to 1190 and encodes 322 amino acids.
GAGAACAAGCUGUCACUUCCGCGUCGGGGUUGUGUUCAGUUGUGAUUGGAAGUUAAUGGAAAAGGCAUUUUAUUCAGGGCUUCCACCUCCUGAACACUUUCCUAAGCUUGUGUUUUAUUAUAAAUCCUGUGAAGACUGAGUACCGGACACAAGACGCGCAGCAAAGCGAGGAGAAAGCAAGCUCGGGGGUCUGUCAGUGGCUGCAGGGUAACUUAUGGAAGAUGGAUUUCCUCUGUGAAAUAGUUCAAGCCCUGGUCGCAUUGGCAGCUCUAGGUUUGAUUGUGGUGCUCGUUGUAGCACACGUCACUGCUAAGAUGGUGAACCUGACACGCCACGAGAAGGAGAAAUACUUCGUCACAGCCGAAGGAGAGAAGGAGCUUUUCCCCAGCUUGCAUGAUCCCCAUUCAAGGGAGCUGUCUGUAGUGAUCCCGGCCUACAACGAGGAGCUCCGCAUGCCUGUGAUGUUGGAUGAAGCUAUGGACUACUUGGAAGACAGACAGAAACAGCACCCCUCUUUUACCUAUGAGGUAAUUGUGGUUGAUGAUGGCAGCAGAGACAAAACCACAGAGGUCGCUUUGCGCUACAGUAGGAAGUACGGUGCAGAUAAAGUGCGGGUCCUGACGCUGGUGAAGAACAGGGGGAAAGGAGGAGCUGUGAGGAUGGGAACUAUGAGCUCCAGAGGGAAAGUCAUUCUGAUGGCAGAUGCUGAUGGAGCCACAAAGUUUUCUGAUAUUGACAAAGUGGAGGCUGGACUUAACAACCUCAACCCUAAACCGGAGAACAUGGCAAUUUCCUGUGGCUCCAGAGCUCACAUGGAGAAAGAGUCGGUAGCUCAGCGAUCCAUGUUUCGUACAUUCCUCAUGUAUGGCUUUCACUUCCUGGUGUGGUUCUUCUGUGUGAGAGGCGUCAAGGACACGCAGUGUGGCUUCAAGCUUUUCACACGCGAGGCUGCGCUCAAGACCUUCUCUUCUCUCCACGUAGAGCGAUGGGCUUUUGAUGUGGAGCUCCUUUAUAUCGCCCAGUGUUUUAAAAUCCCCAUAGCCGAGGUGGCGGUCAACUGGACUGAAAUAGAAGGGUCCAAGUUGAUCCCGUUCUGGAGCUGGCUGCAGAUGGGACUAGACCUGAUUUUCAUUCGCCUGCGUUACAUCACCGGAGCCUGGAAGCUGCAGUCACCAAAUAAGGCUGACUAGCCAAUCAGACAAUCCCUGGUGUCAUAGAGACAGCCUCUGACAGGGCCGUCAAACCUUUGGAUGAGGUGGGAUUAACAGCCGUGUCCAUCAUUCACUGUAAUCCAUAACAAAGUACAGUAUAUCACAUCCUUUUCCUCUCCAGGCUUCAUUGGAUGUGAAGAUGACACCGUUGUGAGUUCUUCAUGGUCCUGCCUUCUUUUUUUUUAAAUGUUGGCUUGUGAUGGCCACAGUUACGUGCAUAUUUCUGUUGCCACGGCGUACAGAGCAUCUGUAUGACUGGUCCGUGUACUAAGUUACUUAAUGUUUAUUUUGUGGCCAAUCGGUUGUAAGUGAGAAAGACUGUAAUGAAAUGUGAAGGAUCUGAGAAUCUGUGUCGGGAUUCUGACGAAUAGAAUGAAUGUUAAUAUAUGAGAUUUCAAAAGGGAGGGAUUGACUGUAUUUGUAAGGAAACAGGGACAUGGGUUGAUGGGUUGGGUGACUUGAACCAACAUUAAAAAAAUGUCAAUGAA